GAAUGCUCAAUAUAGCUACAGUAUUGCAUGUUAACGUAAUAACGUGAGAAAUAGGACCUUAAUAAAUUAAUGAAGCUGACCCGCAACUGCAUAACGCCAACAUGGACGGAAUGAGCAGCGAUGUAGAGCGCGUGAUUGGUUGUUUUCUUUGGACGGAUCUGGAGACAGACGAACACGGGCACGUGUCUGUCACGGAGCUGGGCAGGGUCAUUAGACAAAACGGCAUUUACGUCUCCAAUUUUACCAUUCUUCGUAUCGUCUCGGACGGCGAAACGCCACAGUCGACGAUGAACCAUGAAUCAUUCGUCAACGCAAAAGAGAAACUCAUUCUUGAACUUGCAAACCAGGCUCCGCUUGAGCCGGAAGAAAGGAGAAGGAGAUACAAAGCCCAGUACCUUGAUCUAUGGCGUGAACACUCGCGGUCCAAGGAUGAGAGUGGCGAGAUCCCUAUCUCAGAGCUACCUAACGUCGUCUUCUCCGAGUGUAACCCCACCAGGGAACUACUUGGUGCGCUAAUGGAAGUGAAAAGCGACGGCAGUGAGAGUCUCAACUUUGAGGAGUUCUGUGAGAUGCUGGAGAAUCUGCCGAGAUCGGGAAUGAUUGACGAGGACGCACUUUUAAAGGCGUUCCAGACUGAGGACGUGGACGGGAGCGGUUACGUGUCGCGGACGCAGCUGUACCAGCUGUUGAUCGAGAACGGAAGUGACCCGCUCUCCAAGGAGGAUGUGGACGAUAUGAUGGAAGACUGUGGGGUCGGGGACAGGUUUAAGUACACUGGUACGUAUAAAAUGCUUGUAUUUUAUUUCGUAGUUGUCCAAUGAAUAAGCCAGUUAUUUAUUAUCAAGUAUAAUAACAUGUUACCACACUCUCGCGCAACAUCGUACCAACGAGAGUGACUUAGUAUAAGUUUCAUAGUAUAUAGUAUAGUUCUUAGUAUA
Molecule: messenger RNA, 938 nt
Organism: Mya arenaria
Lineage: Eukaryota; Metazoa; Mollusca; Bivalvia; Myida; Myidae
Exons: 8
Coding region: 102-821 (239 amino acids)
Molecular function (GO): calcium ion binding
Source: RefSeq, a predicted model, not a curated record